This is a messenger RNA of Brienomyrus brachyistius, 5662 nucleotides long. RefSeq names its product phosphodiesterase 4B, cAMP-specific a (gene pde4ba). The record is from RefSeq and is a predicted model, not a curated record. Gene Ontology annotation, molecular function: 3',5'-cyclic-AMP phosphodiesterase activity; transmembrane transporter binding. Gene Ontology annotation, cellular component: cytosol; nucleus; perinuclear region of cytoplasm. The transcript has 10 exons. Gene Ontology annotation, biological process: signal transduction. Bases 1417 to 3036 code for a protein of 539 amino acids. Lineage: Eukaryota; Metazoa; Chordata; Actinopteri; Osteoglossiformes; Mormyridae.
AAAAAAAAAAAUCUGGCAUCACGAAAAAGUCAUUCAAGAUUCAUGUCCCGACCUUCAUGGUCAAUUCACCCGAUUCACCUGAGGCACCGUUAGCGCACCAGGGCCGUAGAAUAAUGGGAUACGAACUGUUUACGAACUGGUUGUCCCGACCAUAAAGCUCAUCUCACUGUCCGACUUGCAUGCAUCAGAUGGAUAUGAUUAUUGUGUUGGGUUUUUAACACUGUAGUUAUUCUCCACGUCCAGAAACAUCGUUUAUUGUACAUCUUAUCAGGGAUUCUGCACCUUGAGGGACGUUUGUUUGACCCGUUGAUAGGUUGUGGUGGUCGCAGAUGUUUCUGACCACAAAACCGAGGUGAAGGUGUCACCGGCGUGUGCUUCUAACUAGCUGUGAAGCCAGAGCUGCUGUUUCAGUCAGAAAAGCAAUGAAAUAAAAUGAAAACUCUGGGAAUGUGUAUGACUGUUAAGCAGCGUCCUGUGAGAUUUUAGUUUGCUUUGACUUUUAUUUAUGUGCAAACUUCUUAGAUGCAGCUACAGCUAAUUAACCGCAGAACCCUUUGCAUUCUCCCUGACACGCUAAAAAAAAAAAAAAAAAAGCUAGCAAAGGGAGAAGUCGCUCAGCCUUCGCAGUGCUGUCAUUCCCGCCUCAAACCCCUGGCGUGGUACCGAGGAAUGCGAGCAGCUCAUGUGCGGACCUGCACUAGUGUGUGGGGACAGCUGGAGCCGAGAGUGGAAGCAGGGGGAGGGUGGCUGCGUAUCCCGAGGGCUGGCGGGGAACGGCCGUGUCGCUAGCCCCCCUCCCCGCGGACGCCCAAGGCCCUUACCCACAUUUUGGAAAUCUGUCUUGUGGGAUGUUAACGGGAGGAAUGAUGACUGCUGUCGGACUGCUAAAGCACCUGGCAUGAAGGAGAUCGGCCUGUUGUGGUCUGUUUUUUUAGCAAUUAGCAAAAGGCUACAGGUAGUCCUGCAUGGUGGUUGAGGAAUCUGUGGGUUGCCAGAUGUUUUUAGGAAUUUUUAUUAGCCAUCUGGACUAGUGAUUUUUAGACACCCUUGCUUGCUUUUCACAAGACACACAUAUGCAGGGGUGGGGGCAAAUUCCCCAGCCAUGGCAACCUUCCAGGCACAGUUUCCAAUUCCUAACCACACUUGUUUCUUCGCCGAGGUGCUGCAUCUGUUUUGUUACUAGUUUAAAAAAUAAGGAACGGGAGCAGACAGGCAGUCGCUUUGAGGACGGAUGUCCUCAGGGUCCCAGCAACUGCUCACGCAAGCCGAGCUCUCCUCAAGCACUUAGUAUCGCAGAGCCUCACCCGGAAAUACUGAGGGUUCUCAGAACUGGCAGGAAGUGAGUGGAGUUUUGAGAGGCGAGACACUGGUAUAAAGACGAGAAGGUGGAACAUCAGCAGCGGCGGAGGCUGGGUCAUGGUGCGUCUCUCCCUUCUCUGCGUUCCUCCGUGCCAGAGUAACACAGAAAGGCAGAAAGGUCUCGGUGAAGAUCACCCAGCCUGUCACAGCCGACCCAACAUGGGGGCCGGUUCUGCUCAGCACAAAGACAAAACGUCAAAGUUUGCACGUUGGUGGAAGCAGUUCAAGCGGAUGCUGAACCGGGAGCUGACGCACCUGUCGGAGAUGAGCCGCUCCGGGAACCAGGUGUCCGAGUUCAUCUCCAACACCUUCCUCGACAAGCAGAACGACGUUGAGAUCCCGUCGCCAACACCAAAAACCCGGGAGAAGAAGAAGAAGCAGCAGCUCAUGACCCAGAUCAGCGGGGUGAAGAAGGUGACACACGGACCAAACCUCUCCAACUGCAGCAUCUCCCGCUUUGGGGUCAAAACUGACAAGGAGGACCUGCUCUCCAAGGAGCUAGAGAACCUCAACAGGUGGGGCCUCAACAUCUUCACGGUGUCUGAGUACUCCCAGAGCAGGCCCCUCACCUGCAUCAUGUAUGCCAUCUUUCAGGAGAGAGACCUUUUGAAGACGUUCAAGAUCCCUGCGGACACGUUUGUGACCUACAUGAUGACAUUAGAGGAUCACUAUCACUUGGACGUUGCCUACCACAACAGCCUGCAUGCCGCUGACGUCGCUCAGUCCACCCAUAUCCUGCUGUCCACACCUGCCCUGGAUGCUGUCUUCUCCGACCUCGAAAUCCUUGCUGCCAUUUUUGCCGCCGCCAUCCACGACGUGGACCACCCCGGGGUAUCCAAUCAGUUUUUAAUCAACACUAACUCAGAGCUGGCCCUCAUGUACAACGACGAGUCAGUACUGGAGAACCACCACCUUGCUGUGGGCUUCAAACUGCUGCAGGAGGAGAACUGCGACAUCUUCCAGAACCUCACCAAAAAGCAACGCCAGUCCCUCAGGAAGAUGGUCAUAGACAUGGUUUUGGCAACUGACAUGUCCAAGCAUAUGAGUCUGCUUGCGGACCUGAAGACUAUGGUUGAGACCAAGAAGGUGACGAGUUCUGGAGUACUGUUGCUGGACAACUAUACUGACAGGAUACAGGUUCUCCGUAACAUGGUUCACUGCGCAGACCUCAGCAACCCCACGAAAUCCCUGGAGCUGUACCGGCAGUGGACGGACCGCAUCAUGGAUGAGUUCUUCCACCAGGGUGACCGCGAGCGGGAACGGGGCAUGGAGAUCAGCCCCAUGUGCGACAAACACACAGCCUCUGUGGAGAAAUCCCAGGUGGGCUUCAUCGACUACAUCGUGCAUCCUCUGUGGGAGACAUGGGCAGACCUUGUGCACCCUGAUGCCCAGGACAUCCUGGACACGCUAGAGGACAACAGGAACUGGUACCAGAGCAUGAUUCCUCAGAGUCCCUCGCCACCUUUCUACGACCAGGGCAAGGACGGUCAUGGGGGUGGAGACAAGUUCCAGUUUGAGCUGACGCUGGAGGAGGAGGAUUCCGAGGGAACGGAGAAGGAAGGUGAGGGUGAGGCUCACUCCCCACUGGACUUCUGCGACAGCCAAGAUGCUGGAGGAGCUCUGCCGCCCACCCAUAUAGAGAUCGUGACGCAGGAAGCCUCACCCGUGGACACAUAGGUGUGGGCCGUAGUCCCAGCUCUUGCUGACGUCUUUUGUCCCCUGGGAGAAAUUCCCAUGGUCCUGCUUUUGAGGAGCCUCAGGGCUGGACUUUUGGCCAGAGGCGGCCAGCCGCCACCAUUCACCCCCCCACCCCCCCCGUCAUUGCCGCACUACUUCUCUGAGCCAGAAGUUGGGGGGGGGGGGGUUGGUUUUUGAGAUGAACGUUGAGGGAGCCCUCAGGCUGUCACUGAUAGGCACCUGAUAGAGUGGCCGGAUGUAGAGACGAAGGACGGGAUUCGGUCGUGAACGCUAGAUGGCCAAACGCCACGGCUCGGUCGCCAAAGUGAGAUUUUUGUACCAAGAGACAAAUUUUUGUCGGAAGAGGAACAUUGCGAAGUAGCACAUGGAUCUAAUGAGCAAAGGAUAUUUGUACAGAGAAAUGGUUUCACUAUUUCUGUAAAAUCUGUCUGAGGACCGUGUGCCUUUUUUACAACUGUCUUUUAGAUUUUUUUAUUUAUUGAACACGCUUUGUAAGUGAGAUGUUUUUUUACACCAGGAAGCUCAUCAGCGAAAUCCUUUUGUAAAAUCAGAAAAGAGAAUUCAGUCUUCCUACUGACUGAUAUUGGGCAAUAUCAGCUCUAUCGUACAGGCAUGGGAGUAAUUCAGCGGCAAAGAGACACCCACCAAGAUUUUCUUUCAGUUUUCAACGUAGUCACUACAUUGGAAUUGAAAGUCCCAUUUCAGAUGGAGCACAGGAUGUGUAACAUUUCAGUUAUGUGUACUGCCUGUUUGCUGAUCUAUGUGAAGAUGGAUGUGAAUACCGUAAGACUAAGACAUUUGCUGGGAUUCAUUAACAUUGUUUCAUUUUAUAGAUAUAUAGAGAAGACAUCAAUAUUAUUUUCACCCGAUUCAUUUUUCUCAUGAUUCCAACUCAAAUCUUGAUGAUGGGGGAAAAAAAAGCACUUUAGCAAUCUAAACACUGCUGCAUACAAUCGAGGACCUUGCAAUAUUUCUCACUAUUUAUUGAAACUGAAAGUUGACUGUUUUUAUCAUUAAUGUGAUGCUGAACAACACUCAAGGUGUAGUAGGUCUUCCCAGGUCCCUAUAGUCAGCUUUUCUCAGAAUGCGAGAAAAAAAUGUGAUCAUAUCCAUCAAAUCUCAUUUAUUUGUGAAUAAUUUGAGGCAAUACGAUGAACUAAUAAAGUCGGCAAAGACCAAUAGGCUGUUCUUUGGUUUUGAAAAGGGACAUUUGGCAGUUGAUGUCCUCAUGCAUGCCAUGCCUCUUUCUGCUUUCUCAUCAUCAAGGUUUGAUUGGCUGCAUCUAUAACUUCCCUUAAAGUCUGGUCAGAAGCAGCAAACUAUCUAAAUGCUACCAAACAAAGAUGCCAUCCGAACUAAACCAAAAAACAAUCACCUAAACGAAACCAAAAGCCCACCAUCUAAACUAGGUUGAAACUGGGAAAGCCGGAGUAAUUGGGCGUAGGUCAGCAUCCCAAAUCGCAUUUUGGCAGAUGGUAGGGAGUUUUGGGCCAGACUUCGGGGUGAAGUUUCCCGUCUCGUCAUUUCGCCGAUCAAGCCCGCUGUCGUGGGCGGAGGUACUGAAAUUGCGGCUCAGCCCGGCUGCCUUUGUCACGUGGCGUUUAAACUCAAUAAGACACAUCGCUUCAUGCCGCCUUGUGUGUGUGUGUGUGUGUGUGUGUGUGUGUGUGUGUGUGUGUGUGUGUGUGUGUGUGUGUGUGAGUGAGUGAGUGUGUGUGUGUGUGUGUGUGUGAGAGAGAGAGAGACUCUCUUUUCGAGUCCGCACCUCUGCUUUGCACCUGAACUCAUUUGUCCUUUACUGUUUAUAACAGUGUAUUUAUUUACCUUAGCUUGUAAAUACUAUAGUGUUCAUUGUAAAUGAAUUUUAAUUUAUAUGCACCGGCAUCGCCUCUGAUGGGUGAUGUUAGUGUGUAGAAUGUUCUGCGAGUCUUUUUAUUUAGGAAAAAUACACUUUUUCGAUUGUCUAUCCUGCACCAUACGAAAGGGGGUCCUGACCAUUCUGCUGAAAUUGGAAGGCGAAGUUAAUCACGUGAGAGGACAGUCACGUGGUUCGCGGAACACGUGGACGGUCCGGGUAGAGCUGUGUUCCUCAUUCUGGUUGCUAAAAUUCUUACGAUGCCGAUCUAAACUCCGACACUGCAGCACCUUCAGUAACGAUGGGAACAAUUUCAAGAGGCUGGAGCUUCCAUAAGUCUCUCGCUUCUGAGAAACACCACGGUUUUUGGAAGAAAAAAAAAAAGACGCUUGGCACGGAGUUACUUCCUGGCUGUAAGAAUGACUGCUGACGUGAACUCCGUAAAUUAUGAACAUGCAUAAUUCUUGUGCUGAAGUGGCGAAAGAAAAACAUCUUCUUUUGUUAUAUUCUUACUCAAACUGUCGGUAUAACUCUGUACUCCGUGUUAAAACUUUCGGUCCAAAUCGCGUCCCGGAUGGUUAACCAGAAGUAGUCAAAUCUGCAUGCCCAGUGGGUGUGUAUGUCUGUUAAAUACUGCAUUGUUUCAGGUGAAUAUUUAAUGUUUCACACAAUGUAUGGUAUAGUAUUGUAUAUUGUGUCCAGAAAAAUCAUAUACUUUUUCUAUGAACUGAUUAAAAAAGCAUGAAUACA